AUUCAUUGCAAGUACUGAGUCUGUAAGACCACCGUUGGUUCACCACAUCCGAAAAUUCUUACUGAAGACUCCAAACAUGAGUGGAGAUGCAUCUCCUACCUUACCGCUCACCCCAGCAUCUAAUGUUGUUGUCGAAUCGAGCUCUUGCUUGACCAUCCCCGAAACCAGAGACGGAUUUUAUGGCUAUACCGAUGAGAAGAGCCUCCAACAAAUGGUGGAACACAAAUGGGCACAGCGUCAUACUUCCGACGUUGCGCAUCCUCAGGCUGACAGUACAUCACUAUCUGCCAGUUUCACGUUGUCUUCUAUUGGCGAAACCCCUCAAAUUCAAGCGACUGAAGAGUUACAUCCGUCUCAUUUCUCUGACGAUGAAGAUAAAGAACAGAUUUCGGAUGUUCAGCGCCACAUGGAUACCAUAAUCACCCCAGAGCUUGCACGUGUUGUCCAGUCUUUUCAGAAAUGCCUUGAGCUUCGCGAUAAAUAUAUCACGAAAUCUUUACAGAGGCUGGGAGAUAACCCCAGAGACCACGACGGUGUCUUUCAUGGCGUGGCUGAGGGCCUGGCGGACGUUUCUGGGGUCAAGCCCGACGUUAACCAAUCUUUAGCGGCAUCCCAGAACAGCCCUCACGAGCCCUGGGUCAUAUAUCCGAAGCCUCCUCCACCUCACUGGCACUUUGCGGCGAAAGAAACGGUCAUUAGCGCAGAUGGUCGCGUUACACCGGACGACCAAUUCGAAUUCUCUCAAUGCCAAAUACCCGGUAAUCAUGAGUGGGUGUUUGAAAUAGAUGACAAAGGCGUAUAUCAAAUAUACACGAACUCUGAUGCAGAAACCAAGAAACCACUCUUCGAUAUACCCACUAUCAGAGAGUACUUCGUUGAUCUAGACUAUGUCCUCGGAGUUAUCUCCGAUGGUCCAGCAAAAAGUAUGGCAUAUCGUAGGCUCAAGUAUCUGGCGAGCAAGUUCGAGAUGUACAGUCUCCUGAACGAGUUUCAAGAAUUAGCUGACAUGAAGGUGGACACGCACGUCCAUCUAGCAAGUUGCAUGAACCAGAAGCACCUCUUGCGGUUCAUCAAGUCCAAGAUGAAACGCAGCCCUCAUGAUGUUGUUAUCUUCCGUGAUGGGACAGACUUGACGCUGGAACAAGUGUUUCAGUCGCUCAAGCUGAGCGCAUAUGAUCUAUCCAUCAAUACGCUCGACAUGCACGCCCACCAAGAUUCCUUCCAUCGGUUCGAUCAAUUUAACCUGAAGUACAAUCCGAUCGGCGAGUCCAGGCUGAGAGAAAUUUUCCUGAAAAUAGAUAAUAAGAUAGAUGGUAGAUACUUCGCUGAGAUCACCAGAGGUAUGCUUCGUGAUAACUGCGAAUGGCGUGUCAGUAUUUACGGUAGAUCCGUGGAUGAGUGGGACAAGCUUGCGAAAUGGAUCAUCAACAAUGAUUUGUUUUCGCACAACGUUCGCUGGCUCAUUCAAGUUCCUCGACUGUAUCAAGUGUACAAGGAGACUGGUGCACUCGACACAUUCGAAGAAAUCGUCAUUAAUGUCUUCCGCCCACUCUUUGAGGUCACGAAGGAUCCAAAGUCGCAUCCUGAACUUCAUGUAUUUUUGCAACGUGUCGUUGGCUUCGACAGCGUGGAUGACGAAUCUAAGGCGGAACGUCGAUUCCACCGCAAAUUUCCCUUUCCUCGGCUCUGGGACUCCAAGCAGAAUCCUCCGUUUUCUUAUUGGAUGUACUACAUGUAUGCAAAUAUGGCCAGCUUGAACCACUGGCGAAAAGCACGAGGGUUCAACACGUUCGUAUUCCGACCUCACGCCGGUGAAGCAGGAGACACGGAUCACCUGACCGCGGCCUUUCUUACAUCUCACUCGAUUUCACAUGGAAUUCUGCUUCGCAAGGUCCCCGCGUUGCAGUACUUAUUCUACCUGAAACAAAUUGGGCUAGCUAUGAGUCCCUUAAGCAAUAAUGCGCUGUUCCUGACCUAUGAGCGCAACCCGCUUCCUGACUUUUUCAAAGUUGGGCUUGAAUCUCAUAUCUACAAGCUUCCUCAAAGUUCACUAGCUGAGCUCGCUCGCAACUCUGUGAUCCAAAGUGGCUUUGAGAUGGAGAUCAAAAGGCAUUGGCUCGGUCAAGAGUGGUAUCUACCAGGCGCUGCAGGCAAUGAUAUCCAUAAGACAAACGUGCCAAAUCUUCGGCUAGCAUAUAGGCACCGCAUACUACUUGACGAGCUUGCGAUGAUCAAGUCGCAGCACUCUACGUAGUCAAGAGCUCGAUAUGGCAUCAUUUGGUGAUAGUGGCAUUGGACCCGUAUGAUAUAUAUCCCGUUUUCUCUCAAACAAGUGUAACUAUGCCUUCUCAAGGUUCCAGAUAUAGAUGUGCUUUUAUAGGACAUAGUUCCGGUA
Molecule: messenger RNA, 2395 nt
Organism: Suillus subalutaceus
Lineage: Eukaryota; Fungi; Basidiomycota; Agaricomycetes; Boletales; Suillaceae
Product: AMP deaminase
Exons: 13
Coding region: 77-2254 (725 amino acids)
Biological process (GO): AMP metabolic process; IMP salvage
Cellular component (GO): cytosol
Molecular function (GO): AMP deaminase activity
Source: RefSeq, a predicted model, not a curated record